AUGACGACGGUUGAAGAGCUGUGUGAGAAUUUUACGAAGAUCGGUUUGAUACGCGAGUGCGAAAAGCUUGGUUUGCCAACCACUGGUGGAAAGAUGGAAAUUGCCGAAAAGAUCAUCAAACCUCGGAGUAAGAUGAGCUCCAAUAGUGAAAACGGUGAUGCUUUAGAAGGCGAAAAGGAUGAUGAUCGUUGUUCGGAAGACGACGGUAACUGUGAGAAAGACGACUCACAACACUCUGGCAACGAGGAACAUGACGAAGACGAUGGCCCAAGCACUGAUGACGAAGAUGACGACGAGGACGAUAAUAUUGAUGAAGGAGAUUCCGAUUCAAUAUUUCAGACAGCAAUUAAAGCUACAUCAACACCCAAAAAUCCACGACGACACGCACCGAAACGACUGAAAGUGUAUUCUUUUAGAGACAUGGAAGAUAGCAUCGAAUCCUUCGGCGCCGAGGAAGGAGAAGAUGUGAGGAUGUGGCUGAAGCAGCUAAAGAGUGUAUGCAAAGCAGCGCGAUGGGACGACGAACAGCAGCUGAUUAUGUGCCGUAAGAAACUAGCCGGUACGGCUAGACGAUUCGUAUUCUCCCUUCGGACCAGUUUCAGUAGUUUUGCGAAGUUGGAGAAGGCACUGAUCAAAGAAUUCGCUCCACGCAUAAGAGCGAGUGAUGUGCAUCGUGCAUUAACCAACCGGAAGAAAAAGACAACCGAAUCUCUCCGAGAUUAUAUUUACGAGAUGCAACGGCUUGCGAUCCCGAUCGAUCUGGAUGAGCCAAGCCUAUGUGAGUAUAUAGUGAGUGGAAUAACCGACGAUGAGCAUCAUCAGUCGAUAUUAUUAGAAGCUCAAAGCAUCGAGCGACUAAAGAAAAAGUUGUUGAAUUUCGAAAAGGUAACGAAGACUGUAAAGAGUAAGACGAAGCGUGAAGAGUUCACAAAAAAGGAAGACAAGCUACGACCGAACGAAAAGGCAAACAAUAAGCAGAUCAAAAAGCAGAAUUGUUUCAACUGUGGCGAGACGUCGCACAUUUCGUCUGAAUGCCCACAAAAGAACGAGGGACCGAAGUGCUUCUCGUGCAAUAUGUUCGGUCAUCGGGCACGCGACUGCAAAAGGGGCAGUACCGGUAGCAAAAGUGCCGAGAAGACGAAUUUGUGA
Molecule: messenger RNA, 1149 nt
Organism: Anopheles funestus (African malaria mosquito)
Lineage: Eukaryota; Metazoa; Arthropoda; Insecta; Diptera; Culicidae
Exons: 2
Coding region: 1-1149 (382 amino acids)
Molecular function (GO): nucleic acid binding; zinc ion binding
Source: RefSeq, a predicted model, not a curated record